GUGAAGUAUUCCGGAUAGUCGGAAACGACUAUUAAUUAUCUUACCGAAAUCAUCCACCAAAACCUCCUUCUCCCCUCUUUCUCUUAUUAAUUCUCCUCCUCCUCUUUUUCUCCAAUAAUAAUUAUCAGUAACGGGGAAGGAUGCCCUCGCUCGGCCGCAUCGCGCGGGGCGCGCUCCGCGAAUCCGGCCUGCUCUCCGUGGCGGGGGCGGGCGGAGACGCGUGCCUCAUCAUCACGGCCCGGUCCUGCCGCAUGUUCGCGUACGGGGCCAGCUCGCUCAUCCUGGCCCUCUUCUUCGCCGAGCUGGGCUUCUCCGACUCGCGCAUCGGCCUGUUCAUGACGCUGACGCUGGCGGGCGACGUGGUGCUCUCGCUGCUGCUCACCCUGGUCGCGGACCGCGUGGGCCGCCGCCGCACGCUGCUGGCCGGGUCCGCACUCAUGAUCGCCUCCGGGGCCGCCUUCGCCCUGUCCGAGAACUAUUGGGUCCUGCUGGCCGCCGCCGUCGUCGGCGUCAUCAGCGCCACCGGCAGCGACUUCGGGCCCUUCCGGGCCAUCGAGGAGUCCAUGGUCUCGGAGCUGACCACGCCGGCCACCCGGGCCGACGUGCUGGUCUGGUACGUCACGUUGGCGAGCCUGGGCAGCUCGGUGGGGACCGAGAUGUCCGGGAGGAUCAUCGAGCGGUUGCGGGCCCGGGACGGGUGGACCCUCGUGGACGCCUAUCACGGCUGCUUCUGGCUGUACGCCAUCAUGGGGCUGGUGAACAUGGCCUGCACGGCGAUGCUGUCGGCGCGGUGCGAGCUGAAGGUGCGAAAGGGGGCAGAACACCAGGACCAGGAGGAGGAAGGCAGCCCGACCGGGGAGUCGGAACCGCUGCUUGGCGACGGGGGUUCCCGGUCGGGUCGGCGGGAAACGGAGGGCCCUACUGCUGGUGAUGAAUGUGAUGAACCCAAGACGGGGGGGAAGAAGAAGGGGGGAGGGAGCUGGGUCGCCCAGAUCUCGCGCGAGACCCUGUCCAUCAUCUCGGUCCUCUGGUUCCUGCUCAUGGUCGACUCGCUCGCCGACGGCAUGGCCAACAUGUCGCUGACGAGCUACUACAUGGAUCGCAAGUUCCACCUGGCCAAGUCGGCGCUCGGCGACAUGCUCUCGGUCAGCUACUUCCUGUCCUCGCUCUCCAACAUCUUUUCCGGCCCCCUGGCGCGCUACAUCGGGCUGGUCAACACCAUGGUCUUCACCCACAUCCCCUCUUCGGCCGCCGUCUUGGUGUUCCCCCUCGCGCAGACCGCGCCGCUGGCCUUUGCGCUGUUGCUCGUGCGCCUCGGGCUCAACAACAUGGACCAGGGGCCCCGCGCGGCCCUCAUCGCGGCCGUGGUCAGGCCGGAGGAGCGCACGGCCGUCAUGGGCAUCACCGGCGUGGUGCGGACGCUCGCGUCGGCCACCGGGCCGAGCAUCACGGGCCUCCUGGCGAGCAGCGACCGGUUCUGGGUCGCCUUCGUGGUCGCCGGCGCGUUGCGCUUGGCCUACGACGUUGGCGUGUUCGCCAUGUUCAUCAACAUCAAGCUGUACAAGCACGAGACGACCGACGACGGCGCCGCCCAUGCUCGAGAGGAGAACCGGCGGCACGACACCGAUCCUCUGCGGGCGGAGCCGUAGAGUCCACCGAGCGAGAGCAAGAUCACGUUAUUGGCAUAUUAGGCGGAUGAUGCGUUGGUUGA
This is a messenger RNA of Thermothelomyces thermophilus ATCC 42464, 1711 nucleotides long. RefSeq lists its product as uncharacterized. The transcript has a single exon. Gene Ontology annotation, cellular component: fungal-type vacuole membrane. Gene Ontology annotation, molecular function: transmembrane transporter activity. The record is from RefSeq and is a predicted model, not a curated record. Gene Ontology annotation, biological process: transmembrane transport. The coding region runs from base 141 to 1649 and encodes 502 amino acids. Lineage: Eukaryota; Fungi; Ascomycota; Sordariomycetes; Sordariales; Chaetomiaceae.